CCAUCGAUAGUUUUGCACCUCUAAUUUAAUAUGUCUUGAUCAAAACAAAGUUGAAAAAAAUAUUAAAGGAGCAUAAACUGAAGUAUAUUCGUAAUUUAUUUACUACGGAAGGAAAUUACUAAUUGUUUAUCAAACUAUUAACAUUAUGGGCAGAGAAAACAAACAUAGUUAAAUUUAUAGUUUGCAAUAAUAUGGAUGAAUUUCAUUUCGCUCCACCAGCUGCUGCUGCUAAUGGUGAUCCAGCUAUACAAACGCGCCACCUAAUACUUCAAAACUACCUAAAUUCCCUUCGUCAUUUUCGCAAUUUAGCAGAAAAGUCAUUCCAAGUGCGACCUUUCUAUUUCGAUAAUUACGUGCUAUGGCAAUAUUUUAUACAACGUAGCUCAAUGGAAUCGGAACGUGAUUUGGAUAUUGGGAACUAUUCUACAUCAUCAUCUCUAGCCUUUCUUAAGCUAGAACUGCUAAAUCAGAUUCUUGAUCGUCGUCGCCAAAUUCUUUAUUGGCUAUUUUAUCUUUUAUUAGUUUCCUUCUGCGUUUUUGCUUAUCGACAUCGUAAUGACUCACUAUCCCCGGGAACAUCACCAUCGCAAUCAACAGGAGACAGUGGGCAUUCCUCUAUCUAUCCCAGCAUGCGGAUGUGGCGCCGAAUCACUCUGCCUUUGAUACAACGUUUCCCACGACUUACAGAAUUAUACGAUGAGUCGUGCCUCAUGCAGAAUCCUUUCUUCCAAGGUAUCGAUUCUCUUAGUUGCGAUCCUUGUUCAAGUGUGCAGAGUGUACUGGAAUUGACAACAGUGGGUUCUGAAGAUCCCAGCAAUACUCAUAAUGAAAAAAAUAAAAGUGAUGAUUUAUCCGAUGUGUCAAAUGAGUUUGUGCCUUUUGUAUUUAAGAUAAAACAAGAUCCUAUUCAACUCGACGACUUCUACAAUAUUUACGUUAAUAAUCAAGAGAUCUUCCUGCGUGAUGCAUAUCGCGUACAUUCGACUUAUCGCGAUGUUACCAACUUGGAAGAGCUUUUCAGCAAAUUCAAUCACUCUCAGCACAACGAAGAGUCCAUACAGCCCUUAGAGGCGCAUAACUUAUGGCGCUGUAAUCGCAUGUUGCCAGCACGUCUACUGCGUAAACUUUUCGCCAGCCCAACCCUGCGUUUGUCCCGUACUGGUAUUGCGUUAGAACGGUACAUGGCCAUCGAUACGGCUCAAGCUCCGGGAUACACUUUGCCUGACACGGAAUGUGCAAAUGUAUAUGUGCAACAAGCUCUUGGAACUCGCUAUAUAUUUCUGCGUCCAACAAGUGAAUGUCGACAUCUCUGUCGAACUUUGUCAUUGCGUUUACCACAAUCAUUCGUGCUCAGCUACAACUGGUUAUAUUGGAAACCUAUUUCUGCUCCGGAUCCUGUAGCAGAUACUUUCUCAAUCACACUAAUUGGGUCUUAUUGUUAAGGACAAGUGUCAUAAUCGCUUAAAUAUAUAUUUACAAUUAAAAUUUAAGUUAGAAAGCCCAGUAAAUAUGAUGAAAAGAAAAAAAUCAAUCGCACAGCAUACCGUCCAUCCGUUCAUGGACGAAAGGGCAUUACAGUUUGUAACUAAUGAAAAAGCAAAGCUUAUCUCAUUUGACAUUCGAGAUAAAUCAAAUGUCUGCAUAAUCUAAUUGCGCUAUGUAACAAAGAAACUGUAUUAGUAAUUGCUUACCCAAUUUUUGGAAAAAAUAUUACCAAAUAUUUGUGAUAGCAACAUCUUAGGGUUUAUAAAUAGGAAAGGGAAUAAAAAAUUAAUAUUCUGUCGGAACGAAGUCCAGGCUUUAAACUUUCAUUCUAAGUAUAUACACUGCCGGAACAAAGUAUUGGCACAGCAAACUUUUCGCAAUAAAUGCAACAAUUUUCAUUCUAAUAUUU
This is a messenger RNA of Rhagoletis pomonella (apple maggot), 1894 nucleotides long. RefSeq lists its product as uncharacterized. NCBI's taxonomy places the organism in Eukaryota, Metazoa, Arthropoda, Insecta, Diptera, Tephritidae. The record is from RefSeq and is a predicted model, not a curated record.